UAGUUUGAGUUUCAGUAUGAACUCCCAAACUCUUGUUCAUGUCCUCCUCAUUUCUUUCCCCGGACAAGGCCAUGUGAACCCACUCCUUCGACUAGGCAAGCGCCUUGCCUCACAAGGCCUACUGAUCACACUCUCGACAACCCAAAGCAUCGGCGCACAGAUGCGGCAAGCCACCACCAACAACAGCAUCUCCGACGAGCUUACAGUAAUUGGUGACGGCUUUAUCCGGUUCGAGUUCUUCGAAGACGGAUGGCAAAAGGAUGACCCUAGACGCCUAGACUUGGAUCAGUACAUGACCCAACUCAACCUUGUCGGUAGACAAGUGAUUCCUCAAAUGAUCAAGCGAAACGCGGAUCAAGGCCUCCCUAUCACUUGCCUUAUUAACAACCCUUUCAUUCCUUGGGUAUCCGACGUUGCUGCACGCCUCAAUCUCCCUUGUGCAAUGCUUUGGGUUCAAUCUUGCUCGUGUUUUGCUUCAUAUUAUCAUUACCACCAUAAUUUGGUGUCUUUUCCGGACGAAAAUGAUCCCGAGACAGAUGUUCAGAUCCCCAGCAUUCCUUUAUUGAAGCACGAUGAAAUCCCGAGCUUCCUCCAUCCGCACACUCCUUACCCUUUCUUACGGAGGGCGAUUUUGGCUCAGUAUAAGAAUCUUGAUAAGGUUUUCUGCAUAUUGAUGGACACUGUUUAUGAUCUCGAAAAAGAUACCAUAGAUUACAUGUCCAAGAUUUGCCCUAUCAGGACAAUCGGCCCUCUUUUCAUCAGCAACAACAAUAACAACAACGUGAGUGGUGACUUUAUCAAACCCGACGACUGCAUAGACUGGCUCGACUCAAAACCAAAAUCGUCAGUUGUUUACAUUUCGUUCGGAAGUAUUGUUUUCUUGAAGCAAGAGCAAGUAGAUGAGAUUGCGUUCGCGAUCAUCGAUUCUGGUGUCUCGUUCUUGUGGGUCUUGAGACCGCCUCCAAAAGAGUCUGGGCUUAAAGUUCAGAGUCUUCCCGACGGAUUCUUGGAGAAAGUGGGAGAUAAAGGAAAGAUAGUGCAAUGGAGUCCGCAAGAGAAAGUAUUGGCUCAUGAAUCCGUGGCGUGCUUUGUGACGCACUGUGGUUGGAACUCAUCGAUGGAGGCGCUGGCGUCGGGUGUUCCGGUAGUGGCUUUCCCACAGUGGGGUGAUCAAGUCACUGAUGCUAAGUUCCUUGUUGAUGUGUUUAAGGUUGGCGUGAGGUUGUGUCGUGGUGAGGCUGAAAAUAGAGUUGUGAUACGUGAUGAGGUGAAGAACUGUUUGUUGGAUGUUACCCUGGGGCCCGAAGCGGCGAACUUUAAGGAGAAUGCUUUGAAGUGGAAGAAGGAGGCGGCGGCGGCGGUGGCUGACGGUGGUUCGUCUGACCGGAAUUUCCAUUACUUUGUUGAUAAGGUUAAGAGGAUGAGUGCAGAGAUUUUAGAUGAGUCAACGGAGAGUAAAAUGGUUGGAGCUCAAGUUAAGUCAACAAGUUGACGUGGCAUUCUCAAAAAGCACUUGUUAACGAUUACUGUUUUUUUUUUAUUAUUAUUUUUUAAUCCAGCUUACUAAGCAUGUUAAUCUCUUCAAUGAUGAGCAGAAUUAUGCUGGUAUUAAUUCUGGUAGUUUAAAUACUGAUAAAAAAUAAUUGCACAAAUAGUGCUUGAAAUGUUGGUAGUGUUUGGUUGCACUUUUAUUGAUAGUAUUUUUGAUGUUAAAAUUAUU
This is a messenger RNA of Tripterygium wilfordii, 1720 nucleotides long. Its product is annotated as limonoid UDP-glucosyltransferase-like. Gene Ontology annotation, molecular function: UDP-glycosyltransferase activity. The record is from RefSeq and is a predicted model, not a curated record. Bases 17 to 1492 code for a protein of 491 amino acids. The transcript has a single exon. Lineage: Eukaryota; Viridiplantae; Streptophyta; Magnoliopsida; Celastrales; Celastraceae.